This is a messenger RNA of Schizophyllum commune H4-8, 602 nucleotides long. Its product is annotated as histone-fold-containing protein. NCBI's taxonomy places the organism in Eukaryota, Fungi, Basidiomycota, Agaricomycetes, Agaricales, Schizophyllaceae. Gene Ontology annotation, molecular function: DNA binding; structural constituent of chromatin; protein heterodimerization activity. Bases 60 to 500 code for a protein of 146 amino acids. Gene Ontology annotation, biological process: nucleosome assembly. The record is from RefSeq and is a predicted model, not a curated record. Gene Ontology annotation, cellular component: nucleosome. The transcript has 6 exons.
AACCGCUCUUGUCCCGAACCGCCACCUUCCCUUCCCCCACCCGUCUUCUAUCAUCUUCAAUGGCCCCCAAGCCCGCUUCCACCGCCGGCAAGGCCCCCGCGUCGACCGCGUCGAAGGCGCCGGCCAAGGCUGAGUCUACCGCGGCGAAGAAGACGGCGAGCAAGAGCAAGGCCUCUGCCCCCGCUGACGGCGAGAAGAAGAAGCGCAAGAAGACGCGCAAGGAGACCUACAGCUCGUACAUCUACAAGGUGCUGAAGCAGGUCCACCCUGACACGGGUAUCUCGAACAAGGCCAUGGCCAUCCUGAACUCGUUCGUGAACGAUAUCUUCGAGCGCAUUGCUACCGAAGCAUCUAAGCUGGCUGCGUACUCGAAGAAGUCGACUAUCUCGUCGCGCGAGAUUCAGACCUCCGUCCGCCUCAUUCUCCCUGGUGAGCUGGCGAAGCACGCUAUCUCGGAGGGGACGAAGUCCGUUACCAAGUUCUCUGCCGGUGCGAAGUAGAUUGGACCCACCUAUCUUGGCCAUGCCUACGCUAUGUAUUUAUGCUUCAUGCAAUGUGAUCCUGUACGAAUAUCAUGCACAUCUCGACCUCACCCUGUCCGA